This is a messenger RNA of Nymphaea colorata (pocket water lily), 1708 nucleotides long. RefSeq lists its product as uncharacterized. The record is from RefSeq and is a predicted model, not a curated record. The transcript has a single exon. Lineage: Eukaryota; Viridiplantae; Streptophyta; Magnoliopsida; Nymphaeales; Nymphaeaceae. Bases 142 to 1152 code for a protein of 336 amino acids.
UUUUCUUACAGAUAAGCUUUUUAUUAUAUCCGUCCGGACCGUCUAUGCGCCUCUUGCUCUGACGCACGCGCCUCGCCACACGUUUCGAUUCUCUCUCUCCCCACUAUCUCCUCUCACCUCUGUUCUUCCUUUCUUUCUAGCAUGUUGGCAAGCAUGGAGUUGCGGUGCUUCUUCACCAGCCGCCCCCUCGUCCGCCAUGAAACCUCUACGUGGAAUCCUCCCACGUCACUUCAGAGAGCAACCCUCUUCUUCUCCCCCUUAAAACCCUUCCGAGACCGCCUCCCCCAGCUCAGGGUCGUUGCCUCCACGCCUCCCCCCAAAUCCUUGAACCAGCAAGCCCGGCGGACCGAUGAUGGCAUCCCCAUGGACUACGUGAAGACCCUUGCCAAGUUCAAGAGCCGGCACAACCACAUCAGGGUCCUGGAAAUAUCUAGAAGGCUCGACCACCCAUUCGCCGGCUCCAGGCUUCUCCUCCUUGACCGGCCGGGCAACAUCCACAGCAUUGCCUUCCUCUUCAAGCUCCUAACCGGCACCUACUUCGACGUCUUCGCCACUUUUCCGGCCAUUCUCUCAGAUGGGCCGUUGGCCAUUCUAGGCUUGGGCGCCGGAACAGCUGCCUCCAUGAUACUGCAGCUGUACCCCCAAGCCGAGAUCCAUGGCUACGAGAUCGACCCCUGUGUGGUUUCGGUUGGAAGAGAGUAUUUCGGGCUGUCGAAGAUCGAGAAGCAGCACAGAGGGAGGAUCUUCAUCUACGUCGGCGACGCUCUCAGGGCUAGCGUGAGAGAAGGCUUCUCGGGGAUGAUAGUUGAUCUGUUUUCCAAGGGGGUUGUGAUUCCUGAGCUUCAGAAACCGGAGACUUGGGUCAGGCUGAGAAGCAAUCUGAGAAAAGGUGGUAGGGUUAUGGUGAACUGUGGGGGAAGCUGCGUGGAGCCAGAGGACGCGGCCAGAGAUGGGGCGUCAAUCAUGGAGGAGACUCUGAAGGCCAUGGAUGAGGCCUUUCAUGGUCAAGUGAGCGUGCUGAAACUUGGGGACCGGAAAGAAGAUAGCUGCCUGGCGUUGACGGGCCCAAUGCCAGACCCUGUUGCUUGGAAGCAGGCAUUGCAAUCUUCAUUGAGGCAUCAUGUUGAUAUGUGGAGGCCUUAUCGAAGAUAGAUUUAUCUAUACGGCUCCUUUUUCCAAGUUCUCAAUUCUAAAAUCUGAUCUUGGUUGGUUUUACUUCAAACCUCAUGAUUGGUUAUUCAUUGAUGUGAAUGGUCGCUGUUAUCGCUGUUGGUGGAAGUAUUGACAGUGUAUGAAAUGGAAGUUGAUGUUCAUUGAUGUGGAUGAUCGCUGUUAGUGGAAGUGUUGACAGUGUAUGAAAUGGAAGUUGAUGUUCAUUGGUGUGGAUGAUCCGCUGUUAGUGGAAGUGUUGACAGUGUAUGAAAUGGAUGUUAGUUACUGGGCCUGGGAUUCUAAAGUUGGUAUUUCACCCUCUUGCGUUUCGCAAGUUGGUCGGAUUCUCUAACGAUGGCUUCAUUGGUAAUCUAAAGAAGUCUGCUUUACGAGACAGACAUCAGGAACAUUGGCUCCUACUUGGCUGGAAAAAACCAUGCAAAUGUCGACAUGGAAGGAUGGUAGCGCUAAACUUGCGUGAAAUCGUCUUACUUCUGGCAUUGUCUGUACCUAGAACACUUGCUCACCAUAAUUAACGGAAAAAAACUUCUAUGAA